GUUAAAUUUUUCUUCUCUUUUUGCUGUUUGAGCUCAUCACGUAUUCAGGAUUUCCGUACUGCGGAAACAUCCAGCCAAUAAUCUUUGCGUUCGGAAUCAUUGUUUGCGGUCAGAAAUGGUGCACUACGUCAAGAUGGAAGACGGCAAAGUAAUGCCAAUCCAGGAUAUGCUUAAGAGCAUCGAACGAUACAACCCAGAACAUCUGAAAGUGAUCGAGGCAUACGUCGAAGAGCAGGCUCGGGAUAAUCAGUACGAUCUGGAGGCCAACCUUGCCUGCUUGAAGCUUUAUCAGUUCAACCCUCAGCUGAUGAAUUUGGAUGUCACCUACAUCAUCCUGCUGAAGUCUUUGACUAACUUCCCGCAUACGGAUUUUACUCUGUGCAAAUGUUUAUUACUCCCAGCACAGAUGAACGAUGAUACCGUGAAAGAAAUUAUCUAUUUGGCCGACAUUUUGGAGAAAUGUGACUUCACUUUGUUCUGGUCCCGGGUUGCCUCGAAUGCUCAGUUCGUGAAGAAAAUCAGUGGAUUUUACGAUUCGAUCCGGAAAUUUGUUUGCCACGUCGUUGGAAUCACUUUUCAGUCGAUCGACAAAAGCUACCUGGUUCGGUUGCUGGGUGAUGUCGAUGAUAACGUCCUCCGAGUUUGGGUUAAGAAAAACAACUGGAAGGAAGAUGGCCAGUACAUAACGGUGGCACAACAGGAAGGUAACAUCAAGACUAAACAUAUUACUGAAAAAAUUGACUUCGAAAAUCUCGGUCCGCUGAUGGCGAAUUGCCUAUAAGCGCUUCCUUUUGACCGCAACAAAAAUGCAUUUCCAAGGAUUAUUAAACAUCAAUAAAUGCUAGAAUAACUUCACAA
Messenger RNA from Uranotaenia lowii, 858 nucleotides. It is a transcript of the gene eIF3k, whose product is annotated as eukaryotic translation initiation factor 3 subunit K. Gene Ontology annotation, biological process: regulation of translational initiation. Lineage: Eukaryota; Metazoa; Arthropoda; Insecta; Diptera; Culicidae. The record is from RefSeq and is a predicted model, not a curated record. Bases 116 to 781 code for a protein of 221 amino acids. The transcript has 3 exons. Gene Ontology annotation, cellular component: eukaryotic translation initiation factor 3 complex; cytoplasm. Gene Ontology annotation, molecular function: ribosome binding; translation initiation factor activity.